Molecule: messenger RNA, 318 nt
Organism: Penicillium verhagenii
Lineage: Eukaryota; Fungi; Ascomycota; Eurotiomycetes; Eurotiales; Aspergillaceae
Product: mating alpha-pheromone PpgA
Exons: 1
Coding region: 1-318 (105 amino acids)
Source: RefSeq, a predicted model, not a curated record
AUGAAGGUUCUUGCCGUUACCCUUGCCUUGCUCGCCGCUUCGGCUGCUCCGGCUGCUGCCAUGGUCCGCUGGUGUGACCACCCUGGCCAGCCCUGCUACAAGAUGAAGCGCACAGCCGAUAUCUCCACCGAAGUCAAGCGCUCUGCCGAGGCCCUUGCUGAGGCUAUGGCUGAGGCUCAGCCCGAGGCCAUGGUCCGUUGGUGCGAUCACCCCGGUCAGCCCUGCUUCAAGGUCAAGCGUGCCGCCGAUGCCGUUGAUGAGGUCAAGCGCUCUGCUGAUGCCCUGGCUGAGGCUAUGGCUGCUCUUGAUGAGGAGUAA